AUGAGACCAGUCACCGGAUCCCUCUCAGGGAAGGUAAAUCUUCCCUGCUUCUUCUCCAUCAUCCCAACAUCGGCGCCAUCGAUCAUUUCCAAUGGAACAGCGCAUCAAAGCAGAGACUACUUACGGAUCAAAUGGACCAGAAUAGACGGAGGAAUAGAGUCCACGGUGCUGGUGGCACAGAAUGGCGUAAUCAAAAUAGGCUCGAGCUACAGGAACCGCGUCUCAGUGCCCAGUCACCCUGAGGAUGUAGGCGACUCCUCACUGACGAUGGUCAAGCUGCGCGCCAGUGAUGCGGGCACGUACCGGUGUGAGGUCAUUUACGGCAUUGAGGACACCCAGGAUACAGUUAACCUUGAUGUCAACGGCGUUGUGUUUCACUACCGGACAAGCACCAACAGAUACACUUUGGAUUACCAGAGCGCUGUCCAAACUUGCCAAAAUGUUGGAGCAACUAUCGCUACAUAUGACCAACUGAAAGCAGCUUAUGAAGAUGGCUUUGAUCAAUGUGAUGCCGGCUGGAUUGCUGACCAGACAGUGAGAUACCCAAUUACAAGGCCAAGGAAAGGCUGCUACGGCAACCUACUGACGAAGCCUGGAGUCAGGUCAUAUGGGAACCGGAAAGAGACAAAUACCUACGAUGUUUACUGUUACGUAGAGAAACUAGAUGGCGAAGUGUACUAUGCUCCUGUGACCCGUAAGAUGACCUUUGAAGAGGCAAGUGCAAAAUGUAAGACGAGCAAUGCUGUCCUUGCAUCUCCUGGCCAGCUCCACGCUGCUUGGCGUCAAGGCCUGGACAGAUGUGACUAUGGCUGGCUCUCCGACGGCAGUGUACGACAUCCUGUUGCAGUACCCAAAGUGCAAUGCGGGGGAGGCCUGCUUGGCGUCAGGACCAUGUACCGUUACAGAAACCAGACUGGAUUCCCUGAACCAACCAUGAAACUUGGAGCCUACUGUUUCAAAGGAGUGAACUCGUGUACGGAAAAUAUUUGUCUUAAUGGAGGAUCUUGCUCCAAGAGUGGCAGCAUCUAUACAUGUAUCUGUGCUCCGGGUUACAGUGGUGAUUUGUGUGAAACAGAUUUCGAUGAGUGCCAGUCAAACCCUUGCCGCAAUGGAGGUACAUGUGUUGAUAGGCUGGCUUCCUUUACAUGUGUGUGCCUCCCGAGCUACUCCGGGCUGCAUUGUGAGGAGGAUACAGAAACAUGUGACUAUGGCUGGCAUAAAUUCCAGGGCCAUUGCUACAAGUACUUCCCCCACAGAAGAAACUGGGACACAGCCGAGAGAGAGUGUCGCAUGCAGGGGGCUCAUCUCAGCAGCAUCAUGGCCCACGAGGAGCAACAGUUUGUCAACCGUCUGGGAAAGGAUUACCAGUGGAUUGGCCUUAAUGAUAAGAUGUUUGACAGUGACUUCCGCUGGACUGACGGCAGCCCUGUGCAUUAUGAGAACUGGAGACCCAACCAGCCUGACAGCUUCUUCUCCUCUGGUGAGGAUUGUGUUGUAAUGAUAUGGCAUGAGGACGGCCAGUGGAACGAUGUUCCUUGCAACUACCACCUAACAUUCACUUGUAAAAAGGGAACAGUGGCCUGCAACCAACCCCCUCUGGUGGAGAAUGCACGUUCCUUCGGUAAGAAGCGUGCGAGGUACGAGAUCAACGCAUUGGUGAGAUACCAGUGCCAGACAGGCUUUAUUCAGAGGCACGUCCCAACUAUUCGCUGUCGUGGGGAUGGGCGAUGGGAUAACCCUAAAAUCACCUGCAUGAACCCAUCCAGCUAUCAGAGGACCUUUAUCAGAAGACAUCAACACAACAGCCUCUACAGUAUCAACAACUUCAAGAGAUGGCCAGACGAGGCCUUCCGCUUCCAGCAGCAGCGCUACCGGGGAAGAAGAGCCAGGACUGAACACAAGCAGGAGAGGCAGUAAUUAACAUGUGACGUGAUACAGCUUACACAAGAACACAGGGCUGAUGUUUGUGUGGAAAGAGGAAAAGGAUUCCCCAAUUAAAAGCACAGGAGGACUAAGAGAACGUGUAGUUUUCUUACAUUUUGGAAGAAGAUGGAAUGUAGUGCCUUUUAAAAAGAUGUUGAAUCAUGUCUUUUCUUGUCAAGGGGCACAAUGUCAAUGCGGAUAAAAUACUUUCAGCCGUCUACUGGAAAAGCAAAAAGUACACUCAUCAUUCUUUUUCUAACUGCGAGAUUUAAUUCCUUGUUCUUAGCGCAAACUAGUAAUCCAUCCAUGACUGUUUAAUAUGUCCGUAGACUGACCGACUGCUAUUUAAACUCACCGUAAGUGUUCCUUAAUCGUAGAAAUAAGCUAUUGUGAAAUUAAAAGCUUACUUUAUGUAAAGGAAACAUGAUGUUGUCGUGCUGUUCUAAGCUGGACUUCGUUUUAAUCAGCAUGGUUACAUAUGCAUCUACAUUAAAGUCGUAAAAUGGAAUUAUGUUUAUUCAAUGGGAUGACAACAAGUUAUCAGAACACAAAUCGAGGUGUCAACAUAUGAUCAUUCAAAGGGCUCUUAGUUUUUAGUAGAAGAUGUAUGAUACACUGACAGAAUUUUCUCUCUCCAGUCUCCAAACCUAAUCAGCAUGGUUUCUUGGCUUUGAUACUUUUACCUCAGUAAACCUCAGUUUCUGGGGAAACAUCAACAAAUUGUGCCAAAUCACCAGUUGUCAUCAGCCUCAGCCGUCAAUGGAUAUCAUCAAUGUUUGUCAAGUUUUUUUGAUAGAUUUCUAUAGCGAGAAGUUUGACGAGUGUAUCGUCGUAAGAUAUUUAUUUUGUGUGACUUUUUUCAAUUUAUAUGAGAGUUUCUCUCUAAGUACUCACCGACAAAGCCUUCAUCCACUGAUGGAAAUUGAUUUCUAUUAGUAUUUUCAAAUGAAAGAAAAGAAAGUGGCUCAAGCAGCCAUAUAUUUUAUUAUGUGUGGUGAGGCAAUAAAUGACAAUUAAUUGCUUCAGCAUGUUUACAAUAACUGUAAUGCUGUUUGGAAUUAAACAUCGGUCCUGCUAUCAUCUUUCAUGCUGUAGCCUGUGAUGGUUUUCUGGCUUAAUCUUUUCAUUCUGGAAGCUUCACUUUUCUGUUAUUCGUGUCCACUGAAAUCAGCCUUUGAGAGAAUGUAUUUUGUGAAACCCUCAAAAAGACUUGAACAUAACGGCUGUUCAGGCACAGAUGCAUAUCAUUUAUUUUCAAGCUGCUGUUCCUUAUUUGUUCUGUAGUUGCAGGUGAAAAAGGAUGCUGCCAUCUUUCCGAGAAGUUCUCCUCAUAUAUUUGUAUUGUAUGUUCAAAGGAAACCAGCAGCAAACACAAACUGUCUAAAUGGAAUGCAUUGAAGAUAAAAAAAGUUGCUUAACAAUACAAUUUAGUUGUCUUUUGAUCUUUAGUUUGACCAAAUAAUAUGGCGUGCCCCAUUAGCUGCAAUAAUAUUGUGUAACAUUAACAACAUCUUUGUACAUGUGGAUGAUUAUGUAUCUGCAGAAUUUCUUUAAUGGCUGUGAAUGUUUAUGUGUGCCCUUUAGUGUGCAUAUAAUAUUGUUUUAUAUUUAUAACUUUUUACUUUUCAAUGUGAAUGUAUGGGAUGUUUGUGAAGAGAUCAAAAAUGUUCUUUUAAUC
Messenger RNA from Pungitius pungitius (ninespine stickleback), 3601 nucleotides. RefSeq names its product versican core protein-like. The record is from RefSeq and is a predicted model, not a curated record. Gene Ontology annotation, cellular component: synapse; perineuronal net. Gene Ontology annotation, biological process: glial cell differentiation; central nervous system development; positive regulation of neuroblast proliferation. Bases 1 to 1917 code for a protein of 638 amino acids. Lineage: Eukaryota; Metazoa; Chordata; Actinopteri; Perciformes; Gasterosteidae. Gene Ontology annotation, molecular function: calcium ion binding; hyaluronic acid binding. The transcript is spliced from 11 exons.